This is a messenger RNA of Panicum virgatum (switchgrass), 480 nucleotides long. RefSeq names its product translation initiation factor IF-2-like. NCBI's taxonomy places the organism in Eukaryota, Viridiplantae, Streptophyta, Magnoliopsida, Poales, Poaceae. The coding region runs from base 1 to 480 and encodes 159 amino acids. The record is from RefSeq and is a predicted model, not a curated record. The transcript has a single exon.
AUGGCCCGCGCGCGGUCGAUGCCCAGCGCCCCAGCGGCGUCGGCCCCGCACAGCCGUCAGCGGGGGCGGAGUGUGCGAGCAGCAGCAGCAAGGCCGCCGCGGCCUCGUACCCCGCGGCCUAGAGCGCCGGCGUCCUCCGCCAAGGCCACCUCCUCCAUGAGUGCCCUGCGGCGGCGCAUGUCCUCGUCCUCCAUGGCCUGCCGCCGCCGCCACGCCCUCCACGCCCCGGCCCCGACCCCCACCUUCGCCGGCGACACCGCCGCGGCCUCGGAUUCGCCGCCGCCAUCAUCAUCGGCAUGCGCGGCGAGCGCGAGCAGCUGCAGUAGCGCCGCGGUGGCCUCAGACCCCGCCGCCCGGCACCGGCACCCUCCGCCAUGGCCAUCUCCUCCGCGAGUGCCCUGCAGCGGCGCUCGUCCUCGUCCUCCGCGGCCUGUCGCCGCCGCCGCACCCUCCACGCCCCCACCCCGGCCCCGCACCUAG